CGGCGGCCCGCGCCGCUCCAUCGGCGCUUUGCCACUUGUUUCCAAGUUCCAGAUCGCCAGCAUGUCGGAGACCGCUCCUGCCGCCCCCGCUGCCGCGCCCCCUGCGGAGAAGGCCCCCGUGAAGAAGAAGGCGGUCAAGAAGUCCGCAGGGGUGCGCCGCAAGGCGUCCGGGCCGCCGGUGUCCGAACUCAUCACCAAGGCUGUGGCCGCCUCCAAGGAGCGCAGCGGCGUCUCGCUGGCGGCGCUCAAGAAGGCGCUGGCAGCCGCGGGCUACGAUGUGGAGAAGAACAACAGCCGCAUCAAGCUGGGCCUCAAGAGCCUGGUGAGCAAGGGCACCCUGGUGCAGACCAAGGGCACCGGCGCCUCGGGCUCCUUCAAGCUCAACAAGAAGGCGGCCUCCGGGGAGGCCAAGCCCAAAGCCAAAAAGGCGGGCUCGGCCAAACCCAAGAAGGCUGCUGGGGCGGCCAAGAAACCCAAGAAGGCCGCGGGGUCAGCCACCCCCAAGAAGAGCGCCAAGAAGACCCCGAAGAAGGCGAAGAAGCCGGCGGUGGCUACUGUGGCCAAAAAGGUAGCCAAGAGCCCCAAGAAAGCGAAGGCUGCCAAGCCCAAGAAGGUCGCCAAGAGCGCAGCCAAGGCUGUGAAGCCCAAGGCCGCCAAGCCCAAGGUUGCCAAGCCCAAGAAGGCUGCACCCAAAAAGAAGUAGGUUGUUCUGCUUCUAAAACCCAAAAAGGCUCUUUUCAGAGCCACCACUGGUCUCACCAAGAGAGCUGUGCACUUUGCCCUACCGCCCUUGUUUCUCUCUCCGCUGUCUUACUUUGCUAGUACUGCCGCCGAGAUGGCUUCAGACGCUUCCCGGGAAGAGGGGGUGUGUGUAGGGAGGGACACCGACGCGCCCCGGGGCCCUCCUGACAGCUGGCCGCGCGCUGGCGCCGCUCGCCGUCAGCUGUGCGGAAGCGUUCCCGGCGGCCCCACCCCACGCCCAGGGACUGGGGAACUCGGUGGUGCCAGCCAGUGUCUCCGCCCGCCGGGCAGUCAAAAAGUCCCGCCUGCUCACGGGUUGGUGCCUUCCUCCAAGCUUGGCUCCCAUCCUGGGUUUCACUGGGCAGCGGCGGGUUCUGUCAGCUUUUCUUUCUGUGAGGCCGAGUUUGCUCUUUCCGCCAAGUGUAGAGAUGCAUCUCUUGUGGGGACACGGAACAAGUUCCCCAAGGUCAGCUCGGUGUGUCCCGGCGCGUUGGUGGCGUUCAGCCCUUGCAAAGGGGAGGCGGGCGGGCGCCUUUUCGCGUGUUCUAACUACCGUUUAUUUGGCGACAAAAAAGUGCACUUGAGGAAAGGCGCACCCAGGGCUCGGCUGCACCGGGACGUUUCUGUCCGUCACACCCGGUAGUUUUGGACCUUGGUGUGACUGCUCUGAGCGCAUCAAAAACAACUUUUGGUCGCCAUCUUGGCCUGGCUGGCGGUUCCCCGUACUCCUCGUAUUUCUUUAAAUCCACCCGAGGAUAUUUUGAUUUUACAGAGUUAUGCAGAGAGACAGAGAGAGAAGGAACAUCGAUCGUCCCCGUAUUGGGGCUCGAACUCGCAACCUUCUUGGUGCACCGGACGGCGCUCCAACAGAGCCACCCGGCCGAGGCCCGUCCUUGUAGACAGGCAUCUGAAAAUUAGUGCUUCAGAAGCCCUUGCUUUGUGUGUGUGCGCAAUCCAAGUGUUUUUACGGGAAUCAGGAGAAAACUAUUGGCAAACUCUUGGAUAUGUGUCUGUGAGUGGGGGUGAUGCCAGUCAAGAGCUUUCGCGUCACUGACACGGUCAUCUGUGGAUUCUUUUGUAUUUACGGCAUUUCUCCCGGAGGAACUCCAGAGGCCCGUUUUUAUUCCGGUGAAUGCAGAUUUUCUCGAGACACGUUCCAGAAACGGGCUUCGGGGGGCUGCAGCUCAGCUCCUCACCUAUUGCCCCCAAUACAGCGUUGAUGAGACUUAAUUCCCGUAUUAGUGCUGGUGACCGCGGAGUUCAUCCGCCCUGCCCCGCCCAACUGGACGGACGGAUAAUAAUCUUCAUUGUUUUUGUAAGAAUAAGACUCCCUUGAGCUCCGUGUAUUUGAGUGCCAAGUUAUGGAUAUGAGUAUGUGGAUAAUGUUUGUUAUAUGAAUAUAUGCAUGUUACAUGUUAGAUUUUAGACAUAUGUGUAUAUGUAGAUAAUUUUCCCUCCAAGACCAUUUCCUUCCUCUUCCAACUCUGCCUUUCCUUCCCUCACCACCCCACCCCCACUUGAGAUGGCACCUUUAUCCUCUUUGUCACAGCCUAAAUUGUACGGAUAGGUGGACUGAUUUUUGGUUUUCUAUUUUGUUCCUUUGAUCUUUCUGGCCAUUCCUAAGGUUCGAGAUCACACUUUUUAAAAAUCUUU
Phyllostomus discolor (pale spear-nosed bat) is the source of this 2394-nucleotide messenger RNA. RefSeq names its product H1.2 linker histone, cluster member (gene H1-2). Gene Ontology annotation, biological process: nucleosome assembly. Bases 62 to 703 code for a protein of 213 amino acids. Gene Ontology annotation, molecular function: structural constituent of chromatin; DNA binding. The transcript has a single exon. Gene Ontology annotation, cellular component: nucleosome. Lineage: Eukaryota; Metazoa; Chordata; Mammalia; Chiroptera; Phyllostomidae. The record is from RefSeq and is a predicted model, not a curated record.